Priapulus caudatus is the source of this 2184-nucleotide messenger RNA. Its product is annotated as plexin-A3-like. The annotation marks the transcript as partial. The transcript has 11 exons. The record is from RefSeq and is a predicted model, not a curated record. Gene Ontology annotation, cellular component: semaphorin receptor complex. Gene Ontology annotation, molecular function: semaphorin receptor activity; protein binding. Gene Ontology annotation, biological process: semaphorin-plexin signaling pathway involved in axon guidance; regulation of GTPase activity; regulation of cell migration. NCBI's taxonomy places the organism in Eukaryota, Metazoa, Priapulida, Priapulimorpha, Priapulimorphida, Priapulidae.
CUGGCGCUGGAUUCGGGGGAGAAGGCGACGGAGUAUGCGGAGGUGCCGGUGGAUGAAGGAAGCGCUGUCAACUCUGACUUCAUCAUCGACGCCGCUAACGAGUACCUGUACGUCAUGACGGAGCACAAGCUGAGCAAGCUGAGAGUGGAGACGUGUGAGCAGUAUGCUGACUGUGGCCAGUGUGUCGGCUCGGGGGAUGCCCACUGCGGCUGGUGCUACUCCGACAUCAACCCCCGCUGCACGCCGCGGCGUGAGUGCAACACGGACUGGGUGUACUACCGCACCGGUGACUGCAUGCUCAUCAAGGACGUACUCCCACACAGCCUCCAGGUCACCAAGAAGAAGACGCUGACGAUCCACGUCGAGAACCUCCGCGCGCACACGGCGGAGCUGCAGUGCGUCUUCUACGCCGGCGCCACCUACGUGCUGACGGCAGCCAAUCGGACGGCGGUGGACACGAUCCAGUGUUCGACGCCGGACACCAGGCGGCUGAAGGCUAUUCCCAUCCCGCCGGUCGGCAGAGUGAGCGUGUAUAAGUGUGAGAAGAUGGGACGCCAGUGCGGCGAGUGUCUGCGCACGGACGCCAUGUACGCGUGCGGCUGGUGCGGUGGCGCCACCUGCAGUACGGAGAAACAAUGCCGGCCAGCCGACUGGUUCAGUCUGAGCAACGACACGAUUUGUCCGAAUCCAACCAUUACGUCCUUUUCGCCGAGCUCGGGUCCGAUAGAGGGCGGCACCGUUGUCGUCAUCGACGGCUACAACCUGGGUCUCGCGUUCGACGAUGUCGAUCCGUACGUGACGGUGGGAGCGAGCGCGUGCGACUGCGGCGCGCACCGCGACGCAUACAUCCCCGCGCGCCGCGUCGUCUGCACCGUGGGGAGGUCACGCGGCGGGGUCACGCGAGGUCACGUCCGGGUCGCCGUCCGCGGCGACAGCCGACACGUGGCCGAGUCGCGGGAGCAGUACGCGUACGUCGACCCAGAGGUCGCCACCGUGCGGCCGCGCCGCGGCCCGAUGUCCGGCGGCACGACGCUGACCGUCGAGGGGCGCCACCUGGACGCUGGGUCCCGCGUCGCCGUCACGCUAGGUGGCGCUGCCAUCGGGGAUGCAGCAGGCGGCGUCGCUGACAGCACAGGGGGCGCCACCGUCUCGCUAGGGGGCGCCGGCAGCGCGUGCGAGGUCGUGGCGCGCAACGCGACGCACGUCGUCUGCGUGACGGCGGCGGCAGAGGUCGCGGGAGCGGCGACCUUGACGGUGACCUUGGACGGGGCGUCGCGCGGCGGCGGCGGCGGCGGCGGGGAGGAGUUGGCGUUCGUCUACACGGAUGAUCCGGUCGUCAACGCCACCGAGUCAGCGGUCAGCGGGAGAGAGCCGGGAGGCGUACCCAGCGGGGGUCUGGAGGUGUUCGUACGCGGCGAAAACCUCGACGUCGUUCAGCAUCCGCAGCUUCUCGUUGCCAUCGACGACGAGGAGUACUCGCAUCCCUGCGUCGUCGCCAACGACACGAUGAUGACGUGCAAGACGCCGACCUUCCCACAGAGCAAAGCGCCCUCUGGUGACAAACCUCGAGCGGUGGAUUAUGGGUUCAUCAUGGACGGGGUAACAAGUCUCCGCAAUCUCUCCGCUGUGCAGUUCGGCAAGUUUCAUCUCUACCCCGAUCCCGUCGUUCACAACUUUAGCGAAGACGGCCGUAUCAAGCUCUACAAGACAGACUACCUAGCUAUCAGCAUCGACAAUGCGUGCGAGAUCUGCAACCGCGCCGACUUCUUCGAGGUCCGCAUCGGGCGCCGCGUCUGCAACGUCACGUCCGUCGCUCCAAACCUCAUCAACUGCGUGCCGCCUGGCGAGCAGCCGGAGCCGGUGGCGCCACCUGUCGGCGCGACCCGCCGAGACAAGCGCAAGCAUCUGCCAGAAGUCAUUGUGAUCGUUGGCGGCACGCGCCGCUACGUGAUUGGCUACCUCGAGUACGACACGGAGCGACCGGUGCUGCCGCUGUGGGCGGCGGCGGCGAUCAGCGGCGUCGGAUUGGCUCUCAUCGUCGCCAUCGUCGUCGUCGUCGUCAAGUACUGCCGGAAGAAGCGCGAGAGCAAGAAGGUCGUGCGUGGCAUGCAGCAGCAGAUGGACCAGCUAGAGCUGAAGGUCGCCGCAGAAUGCAAGGAAGGGGAGGAGGUGAGGCAGGGGUGA